AUGGUCAUAGAAUCAGAGAUAAAUGAUAAAAAAAGAGGUUUAGAAUCAUCAUCACCAACAAUCAAUGACCCAAAGAAAGUAAAAGUUGAAUCACCAUCAUCAGGAAAAGAAGAUGGUGAGGUUGAUGAAGUUACAUCAUCUCCAGCAUCAAGAGAAACAUCAUCUUCAAAAUUAAUGUCACCCUCUAAAAAUCAAUCAUCAUCGUCUUCAAGGUCAUAUCAUGAUAGUAAUAAUGGUUAUAGAAGAAAAGAUGAAAGAUAUAGUUCUUCAAGAUCAUACGAUAGGAAUUACAGAGAUAGAGAUAUAUCAAGAGACGGAGAUAGAGAAAGAGAUAGAGACAGAGAAAGGGAUAGAGACAGAGACAGGGAUAGAGACAGAGAUAGGGAUAGAGAUAGAGAUAGAGAAAGAGAUAGAGAUAGAGAUAGAGAUAGAGAUAGAGAUAGAGAUAGAGAUAGAGAUAGAGAUAGAGAAAGAGAAAGAGAGAGGGAUAGAGACAGAAAUAGCCAAGAAAGAGGUUCAAGAAAUUCUCACGAAAGAGAUUAUAGAGAUAAUAGAGAUUAUAGUAGAGAUAGUAGAGAUAAUAUGGAUAGUAGAGAUAAUAAAAAUGGUAGUAGACAAUCCAUUAACAACAAUACUUUAUCAUAUGAAAAACAAGCUGAUAGAAAAGAUGAGGUAAGAGUAAAAGAUAAUAUCAGUGUAAAUGAUGAUAAAACAAAUCAUGGAGAAAACUUAACAAACGAAUCAAUAACUGCCACAUCUACUAAUGAACCCACUAAACCAGCUGUUAUCAUAGAAGAAGAUGAAGAAACUAAAACAAAGAGAAUCCUCGAAGAAAAUAGAUUGCAAAGACAAUUGAUUAUGGAAAAAUAUAAUAAAGAACAACCUCAACCUAUCACCUCUUCCUUAUCUACAACAGAGAAAGAACAGAGUAAUACAAAUACAAAUAGUAACUCAACACCAGUGGCAACAACAACAACAAGCAUUCUUGCAAAAUCACCAUCAAAUUUAGAGAAUCAAAUUGAAGAAGAGGAUGAAUCAAUUAUUAUUGAAUGGAGAAAAGACCAAAACUCUGAAAAUUCUUCAGCAUUUAAUGACAAUAAUAAUGAUGAAUCAUGCUCUUCUGAAGAGGAUUUGAAAAAGAGAGGUAAAAUCAAAGAGGAGGAUAUUAAAGCUAAAGAUAAACCAAUAACAACAACAACAACAACAACAACAAUUAAUAAUGUAUCAAUUAAAUUACCACCAAAACCUGAGCCUAUUAAAGCUAAAACAUCAGCACCAGUUUUUGAUAUGUUUAGUGAUUCACCAUCUGAUGAAACUGAUGAAUCAAAUAGAGACCUCAAUGAAACCAAUGGUGGAGGAGUUAUGGUCGAUGCAAAUAUUGUUGUUAAUCCAUCAAUUAAUUUAUCAGAUAAUUGGGAUGACGCUGAUGGUUAUUAUAAAUUUAGAGUUGGUGAAAUUAUGGACAAGUAUCAAAUAUUCUCUCCAAUUGGUUCUGGUGUUUUCAGUACAGUGGUAUCAGCAAAAGAAACUAAAACUAAUGAAGAUGUAGUCAUAAAAAUCAUUAGAAAUAGACCUUCAAUGCAUAGAUCAGGUUUAAAAGAAAUUGAAAUCCUUCAAAAAAUUUCUAAUACUCCAACAUCUUCAAAUCAAAAAUCUCAUUGUAUUCAAAUGAAAGAUCAUUUUAAUUAUAGAAAUCAUCUUUGUAUUGUUUUUGAACCUAUGAGUAUGAGUUUACAUCAAUUAAUUAAAAAGUAUGGUAAAGAUAUUGGUCUUAGUUUAAAUGCUGUUAGAGUUUACGCUAAACAAUUAUUUUUAGCUUUAAAACAUAUUAAAAAUUCAAAAAUUUUACAUGCAGAUAUUAAACCAGAUAAUAUAGUUGUAAAUGAAGCAAAGAAUACUAUAAAGAUUGUAGAUUUUGGAUCAGCUGGUGAAAUUCAUGAAUCUGAAAUUACACCUUAUUUAGUUAGUAGAUUUUAUAGAGCUCCUGAAAUUAUAUUAGGUCAUAAAUAUGAUUAUUCAAUUGAUGUUUGGAGUGUUGGAUGUUGUUUAGCUGAAUUUUUUACAGGAAAAUUCUUAUUCCCAGGUAAAACCAAUAAUGAUAUGAUUAGAUUAUUUAUGGAAUAUAGAGGUGCCUUUAGUAAAAAGAUGUUAAAGAAAUCAGAAUUUGUAUCAAAUCAUUUCAAUGAGAAUCUAGUAUUUAUGAAACAAGAGAUUGAUAAUAUUGAAAAAACUGUUAGAAAGGUUCCACAUGAUAUCACUAAACCAACAAAAGAUAUUCUUCAAUUUUUACUUCCAAAAAAUGUCUCUAUUCCUGACCAAGAUAUGAAGAAAUUAAUUCAAUUAAAAGAUUUAAUUGAAAAAUGUACAAUCUUAGAUCCAGAAAAAAGAAUUACACCUUUUGAAGCUUUAAAUCACGAAUUUUUAAAACCAUUUUAA
Messenger RNA from Dictyostelium discoideum AX4, 2436 nucleotides. RefSeq lists its product as hypothetical. The transcript has 4 exons. The record is from RefSeq and is a predicted model, not a curated record. Bases 1 to 2436 code for a protein of 811 amino acids. Lineage: Eukaryota; Evosea; Eumycetozoa; Dictyosteliales; Dictyosteliaceae.